AUAUGCGCAAUUUUGGAGGCCUCUCAAGAUUUUAUUUACAUAGAGAUCAACGGCAGAAGCGUAUGGUUCAAUCGGGAAAAAGAAGUUAUUGCUUUUAAAAAGAAAGAACUUUGCGUAGAAAUGAGUUUAUUUGAAAAUGAAAACUUUGCAAUGGAACCUCUUGCCCGCCUUGAAUCCGUACAGCACUUGCAUAUCCUGGGAAACAAUAAAACUGUCUCAUUUAGAGAGUUCUUCGCCGCUCUAGGAAGGAGAACUAAUCCCGAGCUACAGAGUCUGGUUAUGACUAGUCCGCUCGACUUUGAUGAGACUAUGGAGUUGGCCAAAAUUACUUCAUUGACGAGCUUCAAUGGCUCCCUCUCUGAUGCACGAAGCUUUCAGCACUUACUCCACUUAAGCGAUUUCGAUGUCAAGGAAAUUUUUAUAAGCAGACACAUCGAAUUUAACAAGAGCACUGGCGUUUUGCUCAUUAGAAUUUGGAAGGAUGCCCAAGGGAGCGACACGGACCUAAACCCUCUUGCUAGGCUGCCGAAUUUGCGGCAUGUAACAAUUGAGGGACCCUUCAAAGAGGGCUCCAUGCAUAGUUUCUUUGGGCAGUUGGCCACGUGGCAAGCCGAGACUUUGCAGGAACUGGAUGCGGGCUAUUACAAAAUGAGCAAUAAUGAACUGAGGGAAGUCUGUAGAAUGAGGUCUCUCCGAACACUGAAUUGCAGCUUAUCCUGUGCAAAAGACUUGGAACAGCUGGCAGAACUUCCACAGCUGGCAGAGCUGAUUGUUGUGACCCAUGAAAAGGGCUCCCUUCAGAACCUUCUUGCAAAGCUGGCCGGCAGGGAGAGCCACACACUAGAACACUUGGAUGUAAGGAGCGCAGCUCUCACCCCCGAAGAGGUGAAGGCAGUGUCUGCAAUAAGUUCAUUGAAGCGGCUCACGUCUGCGUUCUGCUGCACAGAGGGUCUCGAUGUCUUGUCAAAGCGAUCCUGCAUCGAUGAACUGGUCAUAACAACUGGGAAAGAUGAAACCUCUCCGAUAGAUUUGCUCACUGCUUUUGGAUCUCUUGGCGAAUCAAAGAUACAGAAUUUGAAAAUCAAAGGUCCGGCUGCCGAUCAAGAACCAGCCAAGGUAUUGGACAUUGUUUCCCAAAUUCCGAAACUAAAGUCCUUGGAGAUCCCAAUCAAAGAUACCCAGGGCACGGAGGGAUUGGCCGAGUCUUUGCAUCUGGAAACGUUGACAAUAUCCUCUACCCCGGAAAGGGGUACUCUAGAAGGUCUUUUCGGUGCACUUUCAUUGAAGGCUUCGAGCAAAUUAAAGAAUUUGGAUUUAGGGAGAUCUUUCGUUGGCCUUGAAGAGGCUCGCCAUCUUGUGCAGGUUGAUUCAAUCACAAGUCUAGUGUGUGGCUUCAAAGAUGAGGAAAGCCUCUCACUCUUGGCAAACAUGACUAAUCUUGAGACCAUAGACAUCACUUCCACACAUGUAUUUGAUACUAUUUCCGGACAUCUCCUUGAAAUCUUCCGUGGAUGUCGAAAACUAGAGUAUAUCAGUUUGGGAAGCACAAACUGCCGCAUGUGGGAAAGCUUCCUUAAAAAUUCCGUGGAUAUACUGAAAUCAGUGAGAGAUCUCUCAGUUCAAGCUCCAUUGAACAUACGGAUCUCCACAUCAUCUCAAGCAUUUACAAACGAGAUGACUGCAAACGAUAAAAUGUAUUUGACUGUCACCUCGAAAUCCAUGUAAUAAUGCAUAUGUACAACAUAAGUAUGGAAUGGACAUGGAAUAAAAGACUCUUCCAGCUACUCCAUAACACUUCCAAAUCGAAAUCGCUUCACUGAAAUAUACUUUUAGGCUGAUGGGAAAACGUGCAAGAAUCUAAGAGAUACACACACAUACAACGGCUG
This is a messenger RNA of Drosophila subobscura, 1886 nucleotides long. RefSeq lists its product as uncharacterized. The record is from RefSeq and is a predicted model, not a curated record. NCBI's taxonomy places the organism in Eukaryota, Metazoa, Arthropoda, Insecta, Diptera, Drosophilidae. The transcript has 3 exons. Bases 121 to 1725 code for a protein of 534 amino acids.